GCCGCCGCCGCACUGACCGUGCCGGGCCUGCCGACCCUGCUAACGACAUGGAGCACUUCAUCGAGACCGUUCGCAAGUACCCCUGCCUGUGGAACACUACAGCAAUUGAAUACCGCGACCAGGAGCUGAAGGACGCGGCCUGGGCCGAGGUGAUGAAGGAGACGGACUUGGCGUCAGUGAAAGAAGUCAAGCUGAAGUGGAAAAAGCUACGGGACAGCUACCGCGACGCGCUCAAGAGACAGAGCGAGAUGCUGGCCAAGGACCCUGCUAACCCGGCCAAGAAGAACUAUCCCUGGAAGUAUAUGGGGCUGAUGCAGUUCCUGCAGCCAUACAUGAGCAACCGCAAGAAACCAGCGGGUUCACCGAGUUACCCCGCGCCCCAGCAGGCCACUGAGAACGGCCACUCGUCGUCCGAGUCCGAGUCCGAAGCGGAGUCCGCGCCCAAGCGUAAGAACUGCUCGCAGUUGACCGUCAUCGACCGCAAGCUGGACUACCUGUGCAAGGCUGCGGCCGCUAAGCGAUCCUGCCCCGAGCCGGGCGCGGGGGCGCUCGCCGCGGCCGCGCACCCCGACCCGCUCGACAUCUUCUUCAACAGCAUGUGCCAGUCCACUAAACGCUUCCCCUUCCCGACGCAGAUCAAGAUAAAGAAGAGCCUGUUCAACGCCGUGAUCGAGGCGGAGGAAGCAUUGUUGGCGGAGCAGGCGAGCUACGCCAGCUUGUGGGCGCAGGAGGCGGGCUCGUCUUCCAGCAGCGAGCCUAGCGACGACGAGCGCAAGCCUUCCUGAGCAACGCUCCGACCUUCUGUCCAGGCGGUGCUUGCGACAGGACAGAUCAAGGCCGACUAGUGAGGAACACGUCAAGUGUGCCACCUUGGCAUGGAAUGAGGAUCUGUCUAAAGAAAUCUAAUCCUGACUGUAAUCGAUAUGUGUUAAAUACGGUUUCAGAGUUUUCAGACUUCAUUGUUGGCAGAGUUGUAUUACUACUGGACCACCAUAUUUUAGCUUAUGCGAAACCUGGAUAUACUUAGUUUGUACAAAACAAAAAUUUAGUCGUUGAUACCGAACUACCCUAUACUAAUUAAUCCCAGCUGACACGAUGCGAGCGAGAGCUAGAUGCUGUUCUGGGAUAUUUUUUAGGUAAUUUUAUGUAGAAAUUUUUUGACAUACAUGAUAUCUAUGUAGCUUUAACCAUUAAGGCUGCACACGCGACGGAAGUUUAGAGUUACUUCUCCCGUUUUCCCAACAUGUCCGUUCACUGCUCUGCUCAAUCCGUCGAGUACUUUUUGUUUCUAUAAGAACCUUAAGGAGGUAAAAAAGAAACAUUUGGAGGUUUUUUUUAAGGGGGGA
Molecule: messenger RNA, 1346 nt
Organism: Spodoptera litura
Lineage: Eukaryota; Metazoa; Arthropoda; Insecta; Lepidoptera; Noctuidae
Biological process (GO): regulation of transcription by RNA polymerase II
Cellular component (GO): transcription regulator complex; nucleus
Source: RefSeq, a predicted model, not a curated record